AUGAGGAAAUUAAAUGAAGAAGGAAAAGAAGACUGCUUUUUAUUUCUUUUGAACGAAAUAGCCUGGAGAGGAAAGAUUGGAAAUUUGGGUGUUUUGGACGCCAACCCGGAAAACGGCGCUAGGGAAAUUAUUCACGGACUUGCCCAGGUCAAUGUUGUGUAUUCUACGACUCUAUACCCAGUCAACUCUGAUUUCGGUUCAUUUAAUCAGAGACUGUUUUCAACUGAUCCUUAUUCUAUGUAG
This is a messenger RNA of Penicillium digitatum Pd1, 243 nucleotides long. The record is from RefSeq and is a predicted model, not a curated record. NCBI's taxonomy places the organism in Eukaryota, Fungi, Ascomycota, Eurotiomycetes, Eurotiales, Aspergillaceae.